AUGGACGACGCGUCAACCGCGUGCGAAGGUACCCUCUAAAAACAACUAUAAAUAAUCGAUGGAUUUAUAGAUUUGAAAUUCUUCGAGAAACGGCUCACCGAGGUGAUAACGUACAUGGAACCCCGCUGUGUCCGUUGGAGAAGUCAGUUUUUACUUUUAAAUGAUUUUUUUACCGUUUCUGAACCGCGGUAGGACGUUUUUUUUUUUCAAUUUUUUUCCGCUGGCUCGAUUCACAUAUAUGGAAAUUGUAGUUUUUAGAGAAUGCGACAAUUUUUUUUUCCGGAAAAUUGCUAAAAACCCUUCAGUGGCUCCUUUCAUGAAUUUCACAUUUUAAGAUCAGAAAAGGUUAAAAAAAAAGAUGCGCGAUGUGUGAGAAGUCAACAAAAAAACAGUAAAUGGAAAAAAAAUUCUCCAAAAAUUAAGGUAUCGAAAAACUGCGUUAUUAUUUUUCGGCGUACCACGAUUCAUCUUGCGUGUAGCAAAUUAAUUUGUGGCUUGAGCUAUCGAAAAAAAAGGUCCUGACAUGAUUAUGAGAUAUAUAGUACUUAGUAGAUUCACAUGCAGAGGAAUCAAAAACGAGAAACCUAACCAAUAAGUUUUCGUGUUCAACCAUACCAAUCUACUUUAUCAACGAGUUAGGCGCCAAAAAAAACGCGUGGAAGAUAAUCGAAAUAUCUAAAGUCAGUCGCAAUUCAAGAGAUUAGCUCUCAAUCAAUAUGUACCCACCACAACAACUUUCCAAGGCUCAACCUAAUAACAUUGCAAUGAGGAACAUUUUUCGGAGAACGAUGAGAUUGAAAUUAGUGAAGCAAACAUGAUGAAUAUCACGUUCUGUUGUAGUAUUACUCUUAGUGGUUCUUCUCGCCGUCACGAUCAGUUUCGUCUUCACGGCGUUCGGCUGGGUCAGCGACUCGAGUCUCAGUUCGGUUGGUUUUCUUUUCAUUUCGAAGUGAUAUGGAAAUAUCAGACACCUUGAUAUUUAAGACUGCGUUGUAUGACAUAAUAAGCCCCUUUUUUCAAUAAAAGUUGCCAUCCCGUUCCUCAUUUUUUUUCGCUUUCUGUCUUUACCAGGGAACGUUUUUCAAGAAAAAAAAUUUCUCGCAUUAGAUCUUGUAUCCGAGUUAUAGAUCUUAAAAGUGUGCAAUUACGCAAAUUAGGCCAAAAAAGCGCUAUUUCGGGCUUGUGAAGUGCCCUAACUGGAAAACGAGAUCUAUUGAGAAAAAUUUUCUUUCUUUUCUGGAAUCAGGGGGUCCUAAAGUACACUUUAGCAAAGUCCCAGCAAAAGUUUAACCGCGGGAUGAAACGUUCCCUAGUUAGGAAAAGAAACAUAUUUAUUUUACUUUACUUCCCGAAAAACUCCGCUCACCUUUUCAAUAUUUUUUUCUUGUUUCUACUUUAUUUUUUUCUGAAUUUUCUCUAACAAUAAAUAAAAAAAUUUUUAGCUUUUUCAAAAACGCCAAAAACUUCAUCAUUUUUUUCAAAAAAAUACAAAUUCGAGAAUUCAUUACACGACUGAAAAGUCAAAUCGCAGAAAAUGUUUCAAAACUGUGAAAAUUUUUGUUUCGGAGCAAUUUUCUUGCGUUUCGGAACAAGUUUCGUUUUUCCCGAUGGACAUAUCAUUAAAAUCAUCGUUUUUAAACGAGAAAAAACGGUUUCGAAGUUUAAGAUGACGUUGUACGACUCGUUGAUGUUGCAUCCGUUGUUCAGCGUCAGUUUUCCGGUGUUGAUCAUCCUGUUCACCGUGUUCGGCAUACACCAACGUAUUCUGGGCCCCUACAUGUAAGUUUCGGCACUUUUUCUUCUCGUUUGUGGUUUUUGCAUGCAAAAUGGGUUCAUUUAUUUUUUUCGUUCUCUAUUUCUCUUUUUAAAAACUUCGAACUCAAUUAUGAAUCAUAAACCGUGGUUUAUAACUUUUUGAAAAAUUAUUAUUAGGUUUUUUUAUGAUUUUCCACCUAUUUCUUCCAUGUGAGUUUCAUUUUUGCAGUUUUUUUUAAAAUUUUUAUAGCUUCCUUGAAAGAUUAUUAUUUUUGAAAAACCUUCCUGCGUAGUGUUCUUAUGUAAUGUAUGAGUGUUUUUGCUCAUUAAGUUAGCUUUCACUGAGAUUUUCGGCUUUUCUGAAUUUUUAGUUCUGAUACUCAGAUGAAAAAAGUUAUUUUUAUCACGCUUUUUAUGAAUAGAACCAUCGUUGAGUUAUUUCUCAAUAUUUUGUUUUUGUCCACUUGGCUUCAGGCUCUCAAUACAUUUUUGGAUAUAAAUGGUUGUUAAUUAAGUUGGAAACCCAGAAAAGGAUUGGGAAGUAACGAGGGAAUGUGUGUUUGGCGGUCCUCCUUCCGCUUCCGUUUCGACGCCUGUUUGCUCUUUCUCGUUGCAACCGAUGCUUUUUCGUCCUUACUCAGCCCUUCAUUCCGCUCAAACAUGUUUCGAAUCGAAGCUACUUGUUCGGCUGCUUUUUAAUCUCAUUUACGAAGUUUUUCCCACAUUUUUUUACCAUUUGAUGCUUGAUGAAUCCCAUGAACUUCUCCAUUAUAAUUUGAGAACAAGAUGAAAACUGAUUCGUCAUCUAUUUCUGUUUGUCUUGCGAUUUAUACUACAAAAUCGAAAAAAAAAAACGAGUCUAGAAAGGGUAGUGCGAAGCCAUACAUAAGAUAUUGGCUGCCGAAGCUCUUGAUGUCCUGCAAUAGACAUGAAAAAUAGCGAAAGUGCUUGUUAUUUCUUAUUUUUUAGAGUUUGAAGAGAAUUUUUUUAUGAAGUGUGCGACGCAAUAACAACUUCAAUUUUUCCCGUUUUUAAUUGUUUUGAGAACCGCUUAAGCGGAAAAAAAAAAUCUAGUUUCAGCCUGCCUCCAUUCUUUAUCACGAAAAUGUUUUAUAUCCAGUUCAUCUCGUUUUAAAUCACAAAAAUCUCAGCCGGAAUCGAGAAGCAGAAAACUUUGAAGCGGUCUUUAAAAAAGUAAUUAGAUUUGGCUAGAAAUGUUCGUGUCUUUUUUUUCGCCUAAAAGACUUUUCUGGCACUUUUCUCUGCGACCAAAUUCCUAAUGCUUUUCCUUUUCCUGCCGCCAGUGCUCCUCUAGAUUUUGGCCUUCUUCCAAGUCGAGAACUCCAACAAAUGAGAAGCGUUAUCCGAAGAAAUGUCCUUUUAUGGCUUCUCAUGCUGCAUCUUAUUAUUGCUUUUUUGCGCUUUUCUAAAGUUUUCAGUAACUUUUUUUCAAGCUCUUGGUUUACUUCAUUCAAACUUUAAUGUCUUUAAUGGUUCCUAAGUUGUUAAAACUGCAUUCCCGAUUUCAAGUUAGAGGAUAAGUGUUUUAUAAAAAAGACGGGUUUUUUUUCUGCAUUUCAAAGGCUAGAAAUCGAGAACAGACAAGUCAAAAAAUUUCUUUUUUUCUUUUUUGCAGAUUUUGUGCGUAAUAUUUUAAGCUUCAAAAAAUACUAGAACUGUUGAUUUACUUGAUAGAGCUUCUUUUUAUUCAUUUCCAAAGCGUUUAUUUCCUUCAAUAAAUUCGAUUCUUCCAUCCGAAAAUCUCGCGUAAUGAGAUUUUCUGAGAUGUGUACUACAAUGGAUCAUCAAUCACCAGUGGAAAUUCGUUCACAAUGAGUCCUUUCUUUCUCUAAUUCUCUCAUUUUACACACCUUAUCAGCCGGAUUACUCAUUUGUCUGGUUUGUAGCCUCGAAUCGGGAAAAUUCCAGAAUCGCCCCCCACACUGUUUUUUUGCCCCCCGCGUUCCAACAAGCCCCCCCACCAAGCCAAGUUCCGAUCUGUGGGGGGUAAAAUAGGAGGACUUCAUGUGGGGGAAGAAUCGAACGCGGGGGGGGUGAAUAUGUAUUCUAGAAUGGCCCCCCACAGUACAAAAACGGGGGCGAUUCUGAAAUGCCUAGGCAAUCUUUCAUAUUUGCCCCCGCACGGCUUUGAAAUAGUCCCCCAGAGCUCAUUCGAACAAGCCCCCUCCCAUUUCAGAAUGACCCCCUCUCAUUUCAGAAUGGCCCCCUCCAUUUCAGAAUGGCCCCCUCCCAUUUCAGAAUGGCCCCCUCUAUUUCAGAAUGGCCCCCUCUAUGUCAAGUAUUUUUAUUUAUUUGACGAAUUGUUCACUGUGGCUCAGUUUUUUUCGAAGCGAGCCACAGUCGGCUUCGCGCUAUGCGCGCUCCGCCUCCGUGUGAAGCCUUAAAACUAAGCCUAUUUUCCUAAGUAAUUUAUUAAUUAAUGUGCAUGAAAAAGAAAAAAAGCAAAAAAAUUCUAUUCCUCAGAACAAUUACUUGAUUGAAAAACUAAUAAAGUUCAUCUUAAAUUUUUUUCUAAGUGGUCAGCGCCCCAUAAUUUUAUGAUAUUCGUACGUAUCUCGGCGAGACGUACCCGUAAACUUCUUUGUCUGACUUGAACUUCUCAUGAAACUCGGACAGCGACCUAAUUUCUUCCAUGAUCUACCAAUCAAAUCACAAAAAAAUUAUUAAAUUCACAAAAAGAACACGAAUUUACAUGCGAAAAAUACAAAAAAACCAUUUGAAACAACCAAGAACGACGAAUGAUACGAAAAAAAUUAGAAAAAUAAAUUUAAAAAAAUGGAAGCUCUGACACGUGUCCUACGUGAUCGUUGCGUGACUUUUUUUCGGUGUGGGGGGUUAUACUGGAUAGUUCCGGGGGGCUAUAUUGGAUAAGUGUGGGGGGGCUUGUUCGAACGUGUCGCGGGGGGUGAUAUCCAACAUAUGCGGGGGGCUAUACUGUAAUAUGCCCCUCGAAUCUACUCUCGCGCUUUGCAGGAGUAUAAUAAUUCACAACGGAUAUUUUAUUCGUAUAGUUCAAAUGACUAGACAGAUAGUUCAAUUUCUCUAUUAAACUUUGGGUUUUUCUUCUUCAGUCGAAGAUAUCAUUUCCAGAUGAACUAAUUUCCCCCUUUUCGGUCUUAUAUUAGUAAGAUAAAUCUAUCACAUUCAUUUAUGAUCACAGCUUGAUUUUUAAUAAAGUCGAAAAAAGUAAUAAAUAAAAAAAAGAAACAAGGGCGAAAAUUUAAAAAAUUUUAAUGCACCACAAAAGGAGAACAGAAAAAAUUAUUAUACCCAUUUUUAUAACUUUUCGGAUCGACUUUUUUUUUCUGUAUUUCAAAGUCCAAAAACCUCUCAACUUAACUAUCUAAGAAAGGGAGACUUCUAUUCACUGUAAUAUCACAAAUAUUGUUUGACUUUUUCCCUUGAACAACUGGAUUAUCGUUCCGAUGAUCCGCCAUGUGGUCCACGAGGAACCACAAUUUAGUCGACCACAGAUUAUUUCGAGAGAAAACAAGAAUACGUCAUGAGAGCAUCUUCUCUCUGUUAACUUCCCCUUGUUUCGUUGUUGAUUUUCAAGAAAAAAUUCUCCUAAAACCAGAAAAAUCAGAGGCGUUUGCUAACCUCUGAGUCAGCACGAAUCGCAGGUGUUUAAUUCAAAUUAAUCGAACUUUUCUUCGUCGAAGUUUGCUCCGUUAUGUCCUUUUCUCUUUCAGUUUCAACUUAUCGGUUGACUUGGCCCAUUUAACCAACUAUACUAUUAGGCGUGACAAAUUGGAGAAGAGCUUCCUGCUUUUUCUUUCCCAAAGGCAUUGGCCUGCGUGUUUUGGCGAUUCUUUUCUCUUUCUCUCUUUUUCUCUCUGUGGACAUUCUUUCGUUCAGUGCCAAAAUGAACGGCGAAACCAAGUUUUGACGCGAUUUCCAACGACGGAGAUUUCGCAUGAGAUCCUUCUCCUGAUUUGGCAUUUUCGGAGUUUCUCUUUGUUUCAAAAUUUCCUCCAAAAAUCCUUUUUUCGUCCGUAUUUGUUUGAAUCAUCUUACUUGGGCUAAUCUUAUGGAUUAUGGCUUAGAGCGUAAACUAGUCCUUUUUUGUUUACGAUUUUUGAAUGGACCUGAAAAGUCUGUUUAUAUUUUGUUGUGUUUGUUUAGGAUACUUUAUUUAUUUUUGUUAUCGAUUCCAAAAGAUUCGAUUGUAAGUUUAUAUGAAGAAUGAAGCUUACGAGGUCUGUUUCAAAUGUUUUCCCUCUAAAAGUUGAUGUCAAAGUUUGAAGUCUCACGAAUAUUUAAUAGUCCAAGCGUCGAUCGAUUGAACGUUGGCCGAAUAGAAUGGGACUGUUUGCGGAAGUUUUCCUCUUUCGCCACAUGGUUUUUUCCAUUUUUCGCGUUUUUCGGCUCCAUUACUCGAAAAAUUGAAAAAUGAUAUUUUUUGCAUCUGCAGUGGUGUGUGAUGGGAAUAUUAAUCUACGUAAUUUUCGAAAUUUUCAUGUCUUUUUUAUACGUUUCUCGAUAAGCCUUUUGCCUCCAAAAUGCCACGAUAUUUAGGAAUCACCAUUCUCUUCUGUAGGAAAAACCUUCGAAGCCCUUCUUGAUGAAUCAUAAUGCAUGACGGCUCCUGAGUUUCCCAUUUUACGAAUUUCGCCUCUGUUUUUUGAAAAUAUAUGAAUUUAUUCCAGCAUAGCGAACCGAUGUCGCGCCGCCUUGUCGCCGUUCAGUCUCAGCUGUGACGACGUACGUUUCUUCUUUUCAAAUUAUUAUUAGAAGUUGUCAUUUGUCUUGAAAAUACGGAAAAUUUAUCAAUAACCUUGCUGAGAAUGUUUUUACAGAACGGGAAGUUGAUAGUGCGCCCUGCUGUGAAACUACCUGCACCCUAACCUUCUUCCCGUUAUCAGCCUCUCUUUUCUCCAUGUAGCUCGCUGUUUUUAUACUUUCUAAUGAGGAAUCACCCUCCGUAUCAAUUCAUGUAAAAAGAAUUUCGCUCUACGGGUUCUUCUACGUUUUUCCUCUCUGUAAAUGUUAAUAAUAACUCAUAUCUUAGCUCAUUCAAUUUUUUUUUUCGUUUUCUGUGAUCCCAGAAAGUAUAUCUAGCGCAAAUUUGAAUAGAGAAUCGAGACUGAGUGUAAAUUAAAGAGCAUCUGGGUAUUUCCUUGUUUCGCACACUAUUUCUCUUUUUAUUUUGUUUCGAAAACGUAUUUAUGCGUUUUAGCGGUAUUCCUCCCAACUAUCUGGAUAUUCAGAACCGCAUUAUUUCUCAUUCAGCGUUUUUGUUGUUCGUCAGAUUUAAGGAAUGCCUUUUUCAAUCCUUCUUUUUCAUUUCGAGUUAUAUACAACGUUACUUGUAGUGACAUUUGUGUUUUUUGUCCGAUAAAUUUAAUUUAUUUGAUUUUUCCUCUCAAUUUUUUGUAUAACUGUCGCUGCUGAAACUAUGCAGCCCACACGUUUCUACUGCAGAACGUGCUAUCUUCAAUCGCAGUAUUUUGUGAAUUCGCUCUUUUUUUCCUUCCAGAACUCACGAAGGACCUCGCGGUUCUAUUGAAUUUCGACUUUCAACUUCACAGUUCAACCUGGACUAUUUACAUUCGGAUCCGGUUGGUUUUCUUUCACUUUUACUCCGAAAAAAACUUUUUCGAGAUUUCAUAGGUCCAUUGCGUGAAUAACACCUUGUUCUGGUUGUAUUUUUCUUUUUCCCUUUUUGAAAAUUUUCUCUCAAAAGGUAAUCCAUUUCCUGGUCUUUCAUCUGUGGUUAUAUCUUUUUUGCGAAAAACAACGUGAUUCCAUCGAAUUUAUCAUUGAAAGUUCGAUUCAUAUCGUCUGUCUGAAACGUAACUAUAAAUGGUCCGAUCCUUAUCGGUUUGAAGUCUUUUCUGGGAAGUUUUUCAUUAUCUGCCAAUCAUUUUGCACAUACUUAUGACUGGUUUUUAAGAUUCUUAGGCAAGCCUGACUGUGAGUACUGAGAAAAGGCUUAUAUCUUAUAUCGCACAUCAGUUUGGCCCGUCCGAUUUGGCACACUGUAGUUUUAAUUUGUGCAUACACCGAGCGCUGUUUUUUCAUUAAUAACCAGUUUUUUGUACGAAAAAGUGAGCAAGUUUGAAGAAAAGCACAAUUAGAACAAUCAAAGAUAAAAAAAUUUAACUAUUAAGUUAUUGGAAACGUUAACAAGUCUAAGAAAACGGCCUAACUUGAGAAAACCGUCUUUAAUGAGUAAACAUCGUAUUUUCUGUAAUUUUUCAUCUUUUUAGUAACGAAAACAUCCGUGCUCAAUUUAUUAAAUAAAAAAAUAAUCAAGAAUGGUCUAGUAUGGCCAGCAGAGACGUAGCAGUGAAAACCGGACGGGUCCCUGUAGGUCUGAGCUGGGUAAUUAAAAGUCUCAGGAAAAAUUGCAUUUCUCUUAUUAUUAUUUUUUUUUUCUGAUGAAAAAGUUUUGAAACAAUCGUAAUCUGAUAGAGGAGAGAAGAUCUUAUAAAAAGCUAUUUCGAGCGAGUUUCUUGUAUGGUGCAGUAUUUUAAAAUUUCGUUAGAGUUUAUAAAGGAGCAAAGACAGAAUAAUAAUAUCUCGAAGGGGAAUUCCCUUUUUCAGAAAUACUUAUCCAAUGCCAUACUUCUGCAGAUUACAAAAAAAAAAAACAAAACUUUUUGAAUGUCUGUUAGGCGAUUUCAUUAACCGAAAGCCUGAAACCUCAAAAUUGGAAAUGGAAAAAAAAAAUGAAAAAAGAUCUGUUCAUCUCGCAGCUCGAAACAGAGAGAGAAUUUGCUAUUUGUGUGGCAGCCGUCGAUUUCUCAACUUGAAAAGAAAAAUGCGAUCGAGGAGCUCUCAAAGCUUUCAAAAACCGAUAAGAGUUGUACGUAAUCGCUAAAAGUUCAUUUUUGGCGUUUCCUCAUUCGAUUUAUCUGUUUAUUCGAGCAUUUUCUGAUUCAUUUCCCCCUCAAGUGUCUGGUUUCGCUUAUAUUCGUUGCUGACCUCUCAACCGUUUCCCUAUCGAUUCCUACCGAAAAAAUGCUUUCUGAGGUUCGUUUUGUUAGAAAAAUGUUGUAUUAGACUCAUAGAACUUUUCAAAUUACUUUCUGUGCUAAUCAUUACCUCGAAAAUUCAGGUAAAAUAUAUCCAAUUUGAGAACCACCAUUUGAAAGAAAUGUAAAAUGUUUUUUUCUUCUAAAAGAAUUUCUCCGCAGAUGUUUUAAAAACGAUUUUUUGGUAAGAUUGUGAAAUUUUAUUGCGAUUUUCAUACGAUUUGCCGGCGCACACACUAUGAAAUUUUUUUCUUCUUGUCGAAAUUUAUUCCUUUUUUUCUUUUUGAAAAAAACUUUCCUACCAAAAAUUUUUCAUGAGAAAAAAACAUUCGGACUGAAUAAAAAGCUAAACUAUUUGAAGCCUUCCAAUCUCGAAGAAUCGCUCGGAGACACGCAGAGUCUUCUCCAGACCGCGAGCUCAACCGCCGGCACCACCGCGGCCGUCGCCGCGACUUCGGCUUUCCAAGUCAGUAGAAUAUUUGACUGACCUUUUAUCACUCACAUUCAUUUGCAUUUUUUAAAACUUUUGGUGUUUCAAAGGUGGCAAUGUCUUGCAUGAAACAGAAUUACACUGAGAACGGCUUUUCGUCUGAAAAAAAAAAACGUUUUCAUGCUUCUUCGAACACCGAAGCAAAUUUUUUGAUGAGAGUUCUCCUUGUUAUCAAGCUUAGUACGAAACUACCAAAAAGAAAUGUGAAUAAGGAAAAAAAAAGAGUCGAUAGCUGAACUAUUCACAUGAAAGUCUAUUGAACAGAUAAGUAUACUUGAACGGGUUGAUGGGCAAACGGUUUAAAAAUGAGAAAAAUUUUUUUCCCAUACAAAAAAAUUUUUUUCAAAAAAAUAGAGCAUGAAUUCAAAAAAAAAAAAAACAAGGGAAACAAAGUUUUUGGAAAAGAUUCAUUUACGCAUAACGUUGUUCCAGUGGACGGGGGGAAUUUGACCUCUGUUUGCCCCAAUUUUUGCGUAUCCUCGAAAAACAACCGUUUCCCCCAACUUUCUUGCAUUUCUUGGGAUUUCUCACUUCAAGAUGACUGUACUCGACUUAUUUGGGGUUAGUUUUGUUUAAUAGACUCUGAAAACGUGGAAAGUGACAGACAUUUCCUCAAAAAACUGAUUUCGGAAAAUCAUUUAUUUUACUUUUACUCACGAAAUUUCAUUACCAAUGAAUUAUUUGAGAUUGGAAAGCUAAUAUAGUAUGUAAAAUUAUGCGAGGAAUUUGAGAAAAAAAAAACAUUUUCCAAUGAAUUUUUUCAAUUUUAAAGGGAAUGAAAUUAAUUCAGACGUCAGAUAUAAAAGAUAAAAAGUUCAGUCGACGAAUACAACCGAUAUGAUGUUGUUGGUGGAGCCAGAAGGAUUGGCGUUGAUUCCGUGGAAUAAAAUGGGCGGCUACAUCGCACAGGGCGCAGUCUACUUCUUCAAACUGUUCAUCAUCAGUCAGUUAUUUGAAGAGUUUUUAACAAAUGGGGCUUUCUGGAAGAAAUAAUUAGAACGUGUGAGGUGAAUCUCGAACGAACGAUAAAAGCGAUAGAGGGCGCCACGCGUCCAACAAAAUAACAUGGCGGCAAAAUUUCAACAUCUUUUCGCCUCUUUUCUCUCGUCUGCAAACUUCCGCGCGCACUGUUUUGUUGCACAAUUCUCUUCAGGACUGUUUGUCUAUGCAACAUUUUCUUCGUUUUGCACUUCUCAAACCUCCAUUUUUGAAUUUAAAAGCCAAAAAUACAAUGGAACACAUUUUUAUGCAAAAUUUUCACCCCGAAUUUCGCUGUUUACUUUGCGAUUGGCUUUGAUUUAAAUUGAUGAAGUUUUUCCCGUAUUCUUCCUCUUUAUUUUUUAUAAAAAAGCUAGUUUUGCAUACAUCAUGGUAAAACAAACGGAAAAAUAGAAAGAUUGUCAAAAAAUACCUUCGAACGUGUUUUCGUGCGGGAUUUUGUAAUUAAACUCAUUUCUUUUCAAUCGAGUCUUUUGAAGAUACAUAUUGUUCAAAAUUUUAUCUGGUUUUGGUCUUUCUGUCAUUUGUUUCGAUAACUUCAACGUUUUUUUUUUGAGAUCGGUUGGUUUGAUUUUUUUUUGAAUUUUCCCUGUUCUUUGUUUUUUUCUUACAUCUAAUACAUUUCAAAUCAACCUGCUUAUUUUGGCUCGUUUCGCAAAAUUGUUUAAGGUCAACAUUUCGGGUUACUUCCUAUUCGCCGACUUUUUCCACAAAGGGAACCCAUAUUUAUUGGAAUUAUUGAGAAAAGAAAGCGUCGCAGAAAUGUUGAUGAACAUUGUGGUGGUAUUUGUUGUUUGUGAGUUUGAGAAUUGUUCAAAGCUUAAAAAUUUGAAGUUUUCUUAUCGUCACAGAGAUAUUGAUUUUUUUUUUUCUAUUUUACUGCAUUCAGUAGAAGCGGUGAAAAACGUUUGAUGUGCAGGAAAAUUAUUCGAUUUUGACAAAAAAAAAGAGUUCAGCUUGCAAAAAGUUGGAACUUGCAAAAAGCUCACUUUUUAAUAAUUUAAUGAUUUAAUCCAUUCCGCUCUAGCUUGUUACAUUUUUUUUUUCUGACAAAAAAAGACUAUAUACCAAUUUUAUUUCUUCUGUUCUUCUGAAACGUGACCGUCUUGCGCGGAAUACAGUAUAGAUCAGUCGGAACCCUAACUAAAUCACUUAGAUGUUAAAUUUCAGAGAAUUCAUUCUACAAUAAUUUUGGAAAAGAAACUAUGAAAAUUUAUCCAAAGUUUUAAAAAUAUGAUAAGCUAUAAAAGUUCUGUGAAGUUGAUGAGACCGAAAACAAAUUGGAAUUGCUUUUUUUUUACGGAAAUGAAGUUUUUACAGUUGGUGGUGCGAUACCCUACGUGUUCCAGUACGUCGAGAUCCAUCACAGAAGAAAUGCCAGCGGAUUUUCGCUUUUCGUCUGUCUUGCGCUUUGUGUCGCCAACAUCCUCAGGAUACUGUUCUGGUUUGUUUCAAAAAUUCUUCUUUUUAUUCAUUUUUUUAACUUAAAAUGUCUUUUUAGAUAGAACAAAUAUCAUUAUUCAACUGAAAUGAUGGCACUCUUUUCACUGAAAAAAGUUUAAAUGGAUUUUUUUAAAAUUUGACAAUAGACAGCUUCAAAGCUCGAAAAUUUCAUAGCUUUAUCAUUAGCUGACUUAUAAAUAUUUAAAUUUUUUCAUUUUGUUGACAUUGGUUUUUAGUUUUGUAAGAUGCUGUCAAUUCGACUCUCGAUAAUGUUGCGAUAAAAUAACACAAUUUUUUUGGUUUUUUUGAUACAUCACUUACUUUUUGGCGUUUAGUUUAUACAGUAAAAAAAUGACAUUCCUCUUUUCUGCGAAUUUUUUUCGUAAGACAGCGAAACAAAAAAACUUGAAACCGACAUCAAAGUUUCUUUGAAAAAAACUCAGAAAAAAAUUAUUUAUGAGAUAUAAUCGUAACAGAGUCGAAAGUUGAAGCUAUAAACUCCCAGUUAGACAAAAAAAUUUUUCAAAUUCGUUAUCGAGUUUGAAUGGAAAUUCGUUUUUUUACUUGAGAAGAUGAAAAAUUAUAUUUUUUUGAGGUUUGGCAAGAGGUUCGACGUCGCUCUGUUGGCGCAGAGUAUAGUGAUGUUUUUGGCGAUGAUCGCCAUGUUGGAGAUUGCCGUCCGGAUGAACGCCAAACACACGCCGAAGCCGCAGCGAAAAUCCCUUCUCCGUCAGUUUUUUUUUUCUGUUUCAGUUCAUUCAUUUCAGACGAAGAUCCCUCUCAACUUGAGGAAAUUUAUAGAAAUAUUGAAACAUGUCGAACUCUUUGCGUGGGUUCUCUCUCCUUUCUUCUCUCUUUUUUUCGAAACAGUGCGAAAAUUGAGCAUUCACCUCAGAAUAGCAUAUCGCGCCGCCAUAUUUAGGGUGUGGGCGACGCUAAAAAUAGGGUAAAAGAAAAAUUAGUGCGUGGGGAAACGGAUACUAAAAAUGCUUUUCGAAUACAUUCACGUUUUUUUUUUGUUGCAAAAAGCAUGUGGACUUUGACUUUGAUGUAAUGAUUCUUCUGAAUUCGUAGACCUUUUAUCCAAUGAUCUUUUUUUAGGUUUGUAG
Molecule: messenger RNA, 12797 nt
Organism: Caenorhabditis auriculariae
Lineage: Eukaryota; Metazoa; Nematoda; Chromadorea; Rhabditida; Rhabditidae
Source: the annotation of a GenBank genome assembly